Molecule: messenger RNA, 1694 nt
Organism: Carassius carassius (crucian carp)
Lineage: Eukaryota; Metazoa; Chordata; Actinopteri; Cypriniformes; Cyprinidae
Product: sialoadhesin-like
Exons: 10
Coding region: 10-1596 (528 amino acids)
Biological process (GO): cell surface receptor signaling pathway
Molecular function (GO): transmembrane signaling receptor activity
Source: RefSeq, a predicted model, not a curated record
UCGGUCAGUAUGGAGCUCGGUCUUCUUCCUCUUGUGCUCUUGCUGAUUUCAAGCGUCCACUCUGCACACACUGAAGAAAGACCUAAACCUAAAGUGACCAUUAAACCUGCUCAACAUGUAUUCAGAGGAGAGACAGUCACUCUCAGAUGUGAGAUAUAUGAUGAAGGAGUCACUAGCUGGAGCUACAACUGGUAUAAAGAAGGUUCAGACUUUGAAUUCAAUUAUCAGCCAGAACUCACAAUCAGGUCUGUUACUGAGUCUGAUGCAGGUAAAUACACCUGUGAAGGAUCAGAGACAGAAGGAUCACGCAGGACACAAGAGAGUGAUGCAGUUACACUGACAGUAUCAGAAAGACCAAAACCCAAAGUGACCAUUAAACCUGCUCAUCAUGUAUUCAGAGGAGAGAAAGUUACUCUCAGAUGUGACAUAUAUGAUGAAGGAGUCACUAGCUGGAGAUACAGCUGGUAUAAAGAAGGUAGAUUCAGGUUUGUCAGUAAACUACAGGAACACACAAUCAUGUCUGUUACUGAGUCUGACGCAGGUAAAUACACCUGUGAAGGAUCAGAGACAGAAGGAUCAUGCAGGACACAAGAGAGUGAUGCAGUUACACUGACAGUAUCAGAUCCCAGAGCAGUUUUAAGUGUUUCUCCACAGAACUGGCUGACUGAAGGAGAUCCAGUGACUCUGAUCUGUGAGGUUCACAGUUACUCUACAGGCUGGAUGUUCAGAUGGUUCACUUUAACUGUCUCACCAGAUCAGUAUGAUCUGCUCUCAGACAGCAGCAGAGGAGCAGGAGGAAACUACACGGUCAGUUCUGUUGCUCUAAAUCACACAGGAGUUUAUGUGUGCAGAGCAGAGAGAGAGAAAUCAGUCUAUAAAACACAGUUCAGCAACACACAGCUGCUGUGGGUCACUGGUGUUUCUCCUCCAGUCUCUCUGAUCGUCAGUCCCAGCAGAAGUCAACACUUCACAUCUGUCUCUCUUUCUCUGAGCUGUGAGGAGCAGAGUAACUCUACUGGAUGGAGAGUGAAAAGAUACACAGACGGUGGACGGCUGGAAGAUUGUUCAUUACGUGGAGGAUCUACAUUUACAUUCAGCUCCAUCGUCCCAUCAGACACUGGAGUGUACUGGUGUGAGUCUGAAUCUGGAGAGAAACAUCAUCCGGUUAAUAUCACUGUACACUCUGGUGUGAUUCUGGAGAGUCCUGUUCAUCCUGUGACUGAAGGAGAUCAUCUGAUUCUGCGCUGUUUAUAUCAAAAUACAACCCCAGCAAACCUCAGAGCUGAUUUCUAUAAAGAUGGAUCACUCAUCCAGAAUCAAACUACAGAGAUGAACAUCACCACUGUCUCAAAGUCACAUGAGGGUUUCUACUACUGCAAACACCCGACGAGAGGAGAGUCACCCAAGAGCUGGAUCUCAGUCAGAGGAGUCUCAAAUGAACACUGCUUGUUUCAUUCAGAAUCUCAGAUCUCUGUCCUCAACAUACUCAGUUCUGUGCUGGCAGCUUGUUCAUAUCUGCUAGUGACAGUCAUGCUGGUUUUCAAAAGCUGCCGAAUGAGAGUUACAUUUUCUAAAGAAGAAGAAACAUCAGUCUGAUAAUGAUUCAUCUGUUGCAACAUUGUCAAAACUUCAGCUUCAUCCUGAAAUCUCUCAGCAUCUCAAUCACCAGCUCAGACAGUAUCUAUGCUUACUGU